CACGCGCCACGCCUUGUCUCUCUCGGUCUCAGCCUCGGCCUCGGCCUCUUCCUUUCCUAGCGGCGACGAUAGGGCGAGUGCCGCCGCCCGCCAGUUCUUCGUCGGGCGCUUCGCCGGCGACGAGCAUCCUACACGGGUGGGCGUCUUAUUGGUGUACAUCAGAUUCCAGCUACCAUCGUAAUGCCCCCAUUGAGCAAUGCGUAGAACCUGCCGCUCACAAGACUCCACCUUUGCUACUUUUACUGCUAUACUAGGCAAUGGCCAAACUCCCAGUUGUUGCACGCAGUGCAAUUAGGAAACCUAACGAAAGCAUGAGGCUUAUUGUAGUAACAAUCGUCGGUGUGGUCUUUGGUUUCUUUAUCGGAAUCUCAUUCCCAACAGUUAGCAUAACAAAGCUUCACUUUCCAUCUAGCAUUGUUUCUUAUAUAGAGGACAGGAACUCAGGCCUGUCAGCUCAAGCUAUACUCAAUCAUGCUUGGACUUCGGCCAGGAAUGCAAGGGGAAAUGGCUCUGUACCAAACACAAAUGAUACCUUGAAGAUUUAUGUACCAACAAACCCCAGGGGUGCAGAGAGCCUAGCACCUGGUAUUGUUGUACCAGAGUCUGAUUUUCAUCAGCACAGGUUAUGGGGAAACCCAGAUGAGGACCUACCUUUCAAGCCGAAGUACCUUGUUACUUUUACUGUCGGCAUUUCACAGAAAGAGAACAUAAAUAGGGCUGUCAAGAAGUUUUCGAGAGAUUUUGCUAUCCUGUUGUUUCACUAUGAUGGCCGGGUGAGUGAAUGGGAUGAAUUUGAAUGGUCAAAGCGAGCUAUCCAUGUAAGCAUCCGGAAACAAGCAAAAUGGUGGUAUGCUAAAAGAUUCUUGCACCCUGAUAUCGUGGCAGCCUAUGAGUAUAUAUUUAUCUGGGAUGAGGACCUUGGAGUAGAUCAUUUUAAUGGUGACGAGUACAUUAAACUUGUCAAGAAAUAUCAACUAGAAAUCUCACAACCUGGUUUAGAGCCAGAUAAGGGAUUGACAUGGCAGAUGACCAAAAGAAGAGGGGACCGUCAGGUUCACAUGGUUACAGAGGAGAGAGAAGGCUGGUGCUCAGAUCCUCACGUCCCCCCAUGUGCUGGGUUUGUUGAAAUUAUGGCUCCAGUUUUCUCCAGAGAUGCAUGGAGAUGUGUGUGGCAUAUGAUUCAGAAUGACUUAAUUCAUGGAUGGGGUCUUGAUUUUGCUCUCCGGAGAUGUGUGGAGCCUGCUCAUGAGAAAAUCGGUGUUGUUGAUUCCCAAUGGAUCGUGCACCAAGUGGUUCCUUCUCUCGGGAACCAGGGGCAGUCGGAGAAUGGGAGGGCACCAUGGGAAGGGGUAAGAGAGCGUUGCCGGAAAGAAUGGGGAAUUUUCCAGACAAGAAUGGCUGAGGCGGAGAAAGCGUAUUACGAGAUGAUGGGUGUAACUCCCCCAAACGUAACAUUCGUCUCAUAGGAUGAAAUUCUGAUGUUAAUUCCACUCGAAUUGUUUUUUUGGUCAAUCAGUAGCCCUUGGAGUAGAUGUAGAUAUUGAUGAUGAUACGUGUAGAGCACACAAGAUAUUAUAUAUAUUAAUCAAAAUUCUUUGAUCCCUUCUCCUGUA
Panicum hallii is the source of this 1613-nucleotide messenger RNA. RefSeq lists its product as uncharacterized. The record is from RefSeq and is a predicted model, not a curated record. Lineage: Eukaryota; Viridiplantae; Streptophyta; Magnoliopsida; Poales; Poaceae. The transcript has 15 exons. Bases 258 to 1466 code for a protein of 402 amino acids.